AACUAUAUUAAAAAGAGCUAGCAAUGGGUGUCCCUUCGGAAUGGCCCUCUUUUAGUCUUCUUGUCCUAUGCAUUGUCCUCCAUUUGAGUGCACUUACUACUCUUGGAGAUGACAAGCUUGACAAAACUAGAUUCCAUGGUGAUGACGAUUGUCGAUUUGGAGGCCGACGGAGAUGUGGUGGAGGAAUUGGUGGGGGAGGUGGUUUUGGUGGAGGUAGAGGUGGUGGCAUUGGAGGUGGAGGAGGUCGUGGUGGAGGCUUUGGAGUUGGGGGUGGUGUUGGUGGUGGUGCUGGAAGGGGUGUAGGAGGUGGUGGUGGCUUUGGUGGUGGAGGAGGAAGUGGUGUUGGAGGUGGGUCAGGUCAAGGAGGAGGUUUUGGAGCUGGGGGAGGUGUAGGUGGUGGAGCUAGAGGAGGCAUUGGAGGUGGUGGUGGGGGAGGAGCAGGAGGAGGUGGAGGUGGUGGACUUGGUGGUGGUUCAGGGCAUGGUGGAGGCUUUGGAGUUGGAGGUGGCGUAGGUGGUGGUAUUGGUGGGGGUGUAGGAGGAGGAGGUGGUGGUGGUGGAGGUGGAGGUGGAGGUGGAGGUGGAGGUAUUGGUGGAGGAUCAGGCCAUGGGGGUGGGUUUGGUGCAGGUGUUGGUGUAGGAGGUGGAGCUGGUGGGGGUGUUGGAGGUGGAGGAGGAGCUGGAGGGGGUGGUGGUGGAGGCAUAGGUGGAGGGUCAGGUCAUGGUGGUGGGUUUGGUGUAGGUGGGGGUGUUGGAGGUGGUGCUGGUGGAGGCAUAGGUGGUGGUGGUGGUGCAAGUGGCGGUGUUGGUGUUGGUGGUGGCGGUGGUAGGCGUUAGAACUUAAAAGAGAACUCAACUUAUUUGUGAAGCUUCCAUCCUUGCAUUAAAAUCAUUUUAUUAUUAAUAGUAGCUUAAACUAUGAAAUGUCUUUCUAUGGGAAAGCCUACAUAUCUUUGUGCUCCAGAUUAUGCAUGUUAGGGCUCGUUUGGUAAGAGAUUUCUAAUAAUGUUGUUUAACUGUUGUGAAAAUACAUGUAGGUGAAAAAGUGUUAUGAAAAUAUAUGUUGUGGUGUUUAAACAACGAAAAAUAUUGUUUAAACACAUGAACUAAACGGGCCGUUAAUUUCUCAUUUUCUUUAAUGAUAUACUCUAGUUAAUUGGUUGGUUAUAAGUUGUAACUACACAGUGAAACCUUCAUCUGUGAAAUGAGAAAUGUCGUAAUAUUAUAAAUUUC
This is a messenger RNA of Quercus robur (English oak), 1232 nucleotides long. RefSeq names its product glycine-rich cell wall structural protein 1-like. Lineage: Eukaryota; Viridiplantae; Streptophyta; Magnoliopsida; Fagales; Fagaceae. The coding region runs from base 24 to 836 and encodes 270 amino acids. The transcript has a single exon. The record is from RefSeq and is a predicted model, not a curated record.